GAGAAGUCAGAGCUGUUGCCCGAACAACAGGGACGGACACUAGCAACACCAUGGCCCCUCCCCAAAAACUCACCAAGGCUGCUUUUCUAAGUAAACUAAAUCCGUAGACUUUAAAGUUAAAAGAAAUAGAAAAUCCACAAAGUUUCGCUGAUUCAUGUCAAAGGUCUUGUAGAAGGAAGCCUCUCGCUUCUCUUGGAAGCAACAGAUGGAGGCUCUGCCUCUGGGUUUUCAAUGUUGCUAACGCUAGCCGAGUGAACAGCUAUGCCUUCAAAGGUCUCCUGUUUCUACCUGUUGACCGUGGUUUGCUGGGCUAGUGCUCUGUGGUACCUGAGUGUGUCCCGGCCGUCCUCCUCCUACCUGGGCCAGCUGUCCAUCCCCAUUCGCAAGACAGCCAAGCUCCACAAGAACUCCACCUACAGCAACAUCCGCUCACGGCCUCUCAACCCGCAUGACUUCACCUUCCUCAUUAACGAGCCCAAGAAGUGCGAGCCCGAUGCCCCCUUCCUGGUCAUCCUCAUCAGUACCACCCACAAGGAGUUUGAUGCCCGCCAGGCCAUCCGGGAGACGUGGGGUGACGAGAGCACGUUCAGCGACGUGCGCAUCGUCACCCUCUUCCUCCUGGGCCGCAACACCGACCCGGUCCUCAACCAGAUGGUGGAGCAGGAGAGCCAGAUCUUCCACGAUGUUGUGGUGGAGGACUUCAUCGACUCCUACCACAACCUGACCCUCAAGACCCUGAUGGGCAUGCGCUGGGUGUCCACCUUCUGCCCCAAGGCCCAGUACGUCCUGAAGACGGACAGCGACAUCUUCGUCAACAUGGAGAACCUGAUCUUCAACCUGCUGAAGCCCACCACCAAACCCAGGAAGAGGUACUUCACGGGCUAUGUCAUCAACGGAGGGCCUAUCAGGGACAUGCGCAGCAAGUGGUACAUGCCCAGAGACCUGUACCCCGAGAGCAAGUACCCCCCGUUCUGCUCGGGGACGGGGUACGUGUUCUCCGCAGACGUGGCCGAGCUCAUCUACAAGACCUCCCUGCACACCAGACUGCUCCACCUGGAGGACGUGUACGUGGGGCUGUGCCUGCGCAAGCUGGGGGUCCACCCCUUCCAGAACAGCGGCUUCAACCACUGGAAGAUGGCCUACAGCCUGUGCAGGUACCGCAGGGUCGUAACUGUCCACCAGAUCUCACCUGAGGAGAUGCAUCACAUCUGGAACGACAUGACCAGCAAGAAACACCUCAAGUGUUAGCUACGCUGGUAAGAGGCUGUGGAGCUGUGCCAAGCAGGAGAGACAUCAUCACCCUCUCCUCUUUCCUCUUCCCCCUUCUGCCUCUCCCUCCUCCUUCUUCCUCUCUCCCUUCCU
Hypomesus transpacificus is the source of this 1362-nucleotide messenger RNA. It is a transcript of the gene b3galt1a, whose product is annotated as UDP-Gal:betaGlcNAc beta 1,3-galactosyltransferase, polypeptide 1a. The transcript has a single exon. The record is from RefSeq and is a predicted model, not a curated record. Gene Ontology annotation, cellular component: membrane. NCBI's taxonomy places the organism in Eukaryota, Metazoa, Chordata, Actinopteri, Osmeriformes, Osmeridae. Gene Ontology annotation, molecular function: N-acetyl-beta-D-glucosaminide beta-(1,3)-galactosyltransferase activity. The coding region runs from base 262 to 1248 and encodes 328 amino acids.